CCUACCUCUUUUCCCCCUUGGCCAACAAACCCUCUUAAUGAAACAAUCAAUUCCUCUCUCUCUCUCUCUCUCUCUUAACUCCUCCACAAACCUCCCAACUCCAAACUCAUUACUUCACUACGUACAAAUAAUUACUAGCUCCCACAUUGCCUCAUUCCGUCACAUUAUCCGCAAAAUGGGCUUCAGAUCGUCGCUGGCCUUCGUUGGCCGCCUCGUCAACGAGCUCGUGAGCUUCGUCGUCUUCUCCGCUCUCGACCUCCUCGACGUCUUCCUCUGCCUCGUCUACAAGCUCGCCGACUACGCAAAGGAGGCCGAGUGGAAGCCUUGCUACUGCUCCUCCUCCUCCACCAACGACAUGAUCGCCAGCAGCGGCAACAUUCUCGUCUCGGACGGCAACAACGGCCGCUCGAAGAUCGUGUGCCUUUGCUCCUCCUCCAAGCUGCAGCUUGAAGAUAUCUCCGAUACGCUCUACUGCAGAUCUUCUAUUGUUUCUGAUAUUUCUCGUGCCACCGUCGAGGAGCUGAGAAGGAAGAAGGUUAAGAGAUCGGCCACGACGACCGUUACGAUAAACUCGACGAUCGUGCAGAUGUUAAAAGGGAAGAUCGGUGGGCAGCAGUCGCAUCCGGUUCCGCGGUGGUCGGAUUGCGACUGCAAGACCUGCACUUCGUGGAGCUCUGCAUCCCGGAAUUCUCUCUAUGUCCAUGUCCAAAGCCCCGACGAUGGUUCAAUCCCGAAGGAAGACGUGCUCUUCAUCCACGGCUUCAUAUCGUCGUCGGCAUUCUGGACCGAGACGGUGUUCCCGAAUUUUUCGGAGUCGGCCAGGUCGAAAUACCGUCUGCUCGCCGUCGACCUACUGGGGUUCUCACUGUACACCCUCAGAGAACACGUGGACAUGAUCGAAAGGGUCAUAGAGCAGCACGACGUGAAGUCGUUCCACAUCGUAGCACAUUCUCUCGGGUCAAUUCUUGCGCUAGCCCUCGCCGUGAAAUACCCCGAUUCGAUCAAAUCGCUCACCCUCCUCGCGCCGCCGUACUUCCCGGUGCCGAAGGGCGAGCAAGGGACGCAGUACGUGCUGCGGAAGGUGGCGCCGAGGAGGGUGUGGCCGUUGAUGGCGUUCGGGGCGUCGCUAGCCUGUUGGUACGAGCACAUAAGCAGAACCAUAUGCCUGCUCAUAUGCAAGAACCACAGGGUGUGGGAGUUCCUCUUCAAGUUCAUCACCCGGAAUAGGAUAAAAACAUUCUUGAUGGAGGGUUUCUUCUGUCACACGCACAAUGCAGCAUGGCACACCCUGCAUAAUAUCAUCUGCGGCAGCGCAGACAAAAUUGAUGGUUAUCUAGACACGGUGAGAGAUCGUCUCGACUGCAAUGUUACCGUGAUCCAUGGAAGAAAAGAUGAGGUUCUCCCCGUCGAAUGCAGCAUAGCAGUCAAGUCCAGAAUCCCUCGAGCCAACCUUAAGAUAAUCGAUAACAAAGACCAUAUCACUGUCAUCGUUGGAAAUCAGAAAUCUUUCGCGAGAGAACUUGAAGAGAUUUGGAACAACACUAAGCAAUGAUCGAUGGGGGGGAAUUUAUCUAGCGAUCUCUAUCCACAAGAUAUAUAGUUGAUUCGAUCAUCAAGGGAAGAAUAAACUUUUGAAAUCUAAGGAUCAGCGGUUCUUGGUACAUCAUCUAUCGAAUGGAUAUGAUCACUGGAUAGUUUCGAGAUAAGGAGAUGUUUGAAACACGAUUAAAAUGAACAAAUAUUGUGGAAAAAAUAACCGUAAAAAUUCAAAGAGGAACAGGUGCUAAAUUAAAGCAGCACUUUGCUUGGUGUGGUUUGAGGAGUUCUUUUCCUCUUGAGAUCUUUGUAUGAUCAAGUUGUGCCGUCCAAUUAUAAAUUUUUGUUUAUACUUUUAACUGUUUUCAGAGUGUUGUGCUGGUCGUCCAAGUAUCUGUCUCAAACUUUAUGGGCAAAUGAUUGAUAAAAUAGGAUAGGGAGUGCAGAAAAUAACUAUAUUAAGGCCCCUUAUUUAUUAUGCAUUUUA
Messenger RNA from Asparagus officinalis (garden asparagus), 2023 nucleotides. RefSeq names its product probable lysophospholipase BODYGUARD 3. NCBI's taxonomy places the organism in Eukaryota, Viridiplantae, Streptophyta, Magnoliopsida, Asparagales, Asparagaceae. The transcript is spliced from 5 exons. The record is from RefSeq and is a predicted model, not a curated record. Bases 38 to 1552 code for a protein of 504 amino acids.